UUUCCUUUAUUCCGUUAGGGCUGCUAACUUCUUACCUCCUAAAGCCUUAGCACCGCCUUCACUCCGACAUUUGAGACCUGAAUUCGUUCGUAUCUUCGAAUGACUGGAAACAAGCGAAAGACUCAUCUGCCUCCUAGUAGCAUCAAUGUACAACGAUUUGCGGAAGCGCGAAAUACUGAAAUUGAAUCUCUUCACUCAAUUAUCAAAGAUCGUUUGAACAAUGAUUUUAGUUCUCAGAGAAACAAGAGGAGAAGAACAACUGGGCAUGACAACAGACAAGGGAGAAACAAAAGACAUCCAAACAAACAGAGAUUGUCGCAGGAUGCUGACUCUUCAGGCAAUAUUAACAGUAAUCACGAGGAGUCCAAAAAGGGUCAAAAGAAGCUUCUUCCACGUCGUAUUCGACGAAGAAUUGAACUUAAGAAAAACCCUGAGAGUGGAUUUACAAGUUCAGAGGAUGGAACAAAGAGAUUGAGAACUCAUGUAUGGCACGCUAAACGCUUCUCCAUGAUAAAGCUUUGGGGCUUCCAUCUACCAAUGGGUUUGCAAGGCAGAGGAAGGGGUUCAAGGGCAUUACUUAAACGAACUAGAGAUGGUGUGCUAUUACAUGAUGCAAGCUACUUUAGUGCGGUCCAAUUGGAGGGUUCACAGGAAGCAAUUUUGUCCAUACUGAGCAUGGUGCUGACACCUUCGCCUGCAUCCUAUGCUGAUGAUCUAUCUGCUUCUGUAGUAUCUGGGGCUAUUCAUAGGAAUGCUAUGCUACAUCAUGUUGGAAGCCCCCUUUCUCAUGCAAUUGCUCCUGUGAUAUAUAUGUGGCGACCAUUUUCUCAUGAUAUCAGAACCAAUCAUGAGCAGCAGACUGCUGACAGCACUGUUUCUUUGCGUCAAUUAUGGGUUUGGAUACAUGCAUCCGCAUUCACUGAAGGAUACAAUUCAAUAAAUUCUGCUUGUCAGGAACUGAAGAAAGAGACGGAUAUCUCAAUCAACUGUUGUUCUCUUGAGGGUCAAUUAGCAAAGCUAGAACUUAUGGGAUCCAAAGCACUUCAACUACUCCAAAAGAUAUUGAUUCCUGUUACCUCUGAUACCAAAGUUGCUGAUAUCUCCUGGCAGAUAAGUAAACAUGGGAGACAAAUUUGUGCCGAGAUGAUUAUGGACAAGAGUGAAGAUCAUAUUCCUCCUUGUGCAGUUAUUCCUCUUUUUGUUUGUGAUCCUCGUUUAUCCAUGGAGAAUAAUUCAAAACUUGAUACUUGUUUAAUUUCAAGUAAAUCUGAUAAUGUGAGAGAAGAAGAUGGAGGAGAAGAAGAUUAUGCUGGUUUAGCAGAAAUGUCAGAGAAGAAUGUAGAGCUCCCAACCUCAUUGUCAAUGCUGGAGGGAAAUGAUCAUGAAUCUUUGGCGGUGAACUUGUGGGAUGUUGGCAAAGGGAUGAUACAUCCUCCCUUGGAAACAAACAUCCUUGACAUGGAAAAACAUGAUCAGAAGCUGUUGAGAUUUGGUCUUGGAAAUGCCAGUUUAGAGAGGCAGGUCUCUUUAUCUGAAACAAAGCUUGGUAGAUUCUGUCCUAUUCUACUUCUGAAUGAUUCUACUCAAAUGGGCCCUUCUGAGAGAUGGUCGAUAAUUCUCCCUUUGAGUUGGGUAAAAGCAUUUUGGCUUCCUUUAAUCACCAAAGGUGCCCAUGCGGUUGGUUUAAGGGAGAAGCAAUGGAUAUCCAGUGAAGUUGAACUACCCAGUUUUCCUUUAGAUUUUCCUGAUUGCAAUGCUUAUUCUCAAUUAAUGGCUACAAAGGCUGUUGUUUCUGAUGAAAAAUUUAGUCUACGUCCUCCUGCUCAUCGACCUUUAAGUGUUCCUCCGUCACCCCCUUGGGAAAGCAUUCAUUUUGCUUUUGAUGAAAAAUCAAUCGAAAAGGAAAAUGCUGAAGCAUAUAAUGAAAACCACGGUAGUUUGACUGAAGGGUUUGUGGCGAGAACCUCUAGUUCGUUGGCUCAUUUCCUAACUGAAAACCAAGAGAGCGAUAUGUUGUUAUUCCCACAUGGGCAUAAUAACGAGAGAAAUGAUAUUACUAAGACGAUGGGAGAGCAUGAGAAGAAGGACUCCUCUUCCUUAUUUGAAAACAGAAGGAUGUCGUCAACUAAAGGAAGAAAAAUGUGCUUUGUGAGAGUUAUUUUGCAUGCCUUUAGGGAAGGUGUUUUUGAAGAUGGAGCAAUCAUAUGCGCUGCCAAUGUCACGGAUAUAAACCUAUGGCUUGAUGCAAGAUUGGAGAAUCGUGAAGGAGAAGUUCAAAUUAGUCAGUCGUUGGUGAGCUCAUAUUUUGUACAGAAAUCGUGUGGGAAAUGGGAAGUCCAAUUGGCGGAGGAUCCAGAGGAGAGAAAAUGUCACAGGUGGCCAAUCGGGUUUGUGACGAGUGGAUUUGUUCAGGGAAGUAAGAAGGGUGGAGCAGUUGGUUUGUGCGAAGCGAGACUGCUUGGUUAUACAAGAGAAGCUCAGUGGAAUGAGAUGGCUGUAGAGAAAAGGAGAAAAGAGAUAUUUGUUCUGGUUAGGAAUAUGAGGUCUACUGCCUAUAGACUUGCUCUUGCCACUAUCAUUCUUGAACAACAAAAUCAGGAUUUGGUAUCUAUGUGAAACCCUUUGUUUUUUGGAGUGUUUUUGAGUUAGAUAUUUAGGUAUCUAUUAGAAAAGAAGAAAAAAGGUCUCAUUUUUGUUAGGAAUGAUAUGCAAUCCUCAUGGGAUUGACUACUGCUGUUGCACAUUAUAAUAUUGACAUUGU
Impatiens glandulifera is the source of this 2761-nucleotide messenger RNA. RefSeq names its product ribonucleases P/MRP protein subunit POP1. The record is from RefSeq and is a predicted model, not a curated record. Gene Ontology annotation, cellular component: nucleolar ribonuclease P complex; ribonuclease MRP complex. The transcript is spliced from 9 exons. Bases 100 to 2616 code for a protein of 838 amino acids. Gene Ontology annotation, biological process: tRNA 5'-leader removal. Lineage: Eukaryota; Viridiplantae; Streptophyta; Magnoliopsida; Ericales; Balsaminaceae.